Messenger RNA from Drosophila obscura, 2550 nucleotides. RefSeq lists its product as uncharacterized. Gene Ontology annotation, cellular component: centrosome. The transcript has 2 exons. Gene Ontology annotation, biological process: regulation of cilium assembly. The record is from RefSeq and is a predicted model, not a curated record. The coding region runs from base 171 to 2165 and encodes 664 amino acids. Lineage: Eukaryota; Metazoa; Arthropoda; Insecta; Diptera; Drosophilidae.
UUAUUUUAUACGUUUAGGAAUAACACAACAGCUUAGCUGAUAAAAUUUUUUAGUUAUUUUUUUCAAAUUUUACUGGACAUAAAAGGGAGAAUAAAAUAGUAAACGUUCAGAAAACGUAUAAAAUUCUUAGAAUUUGGUUAAUUGCUAGUGAACUGUAACGAAACUUAACAAUGGCGGAUACAGAGAAUACCGAAGAUGCCGGGGAGUACGAGGAGGAGCAAAAGUUCAUGGAGGAGCACAUGAUGGAGGAGGGGAUCGAGGACGAUCUGUUCUCGCGGCUGGGUGAGUCCUCCGAUGAUCCGGAGCAGAAGCGCAUGUACAUGGAGUACUUGGCACUCAUCAAGGAGAUCGACUGCCAGAACAAGAUCAUCCAGGACAUCAAGGGCAAUGUCAUGGACAUGUGCUCCAAGCCAUGCCAGACGCGCAACGACAUGCGCGAGAUCAAGCGCCUGCGUGUGUGCAUGGAGCAGGAGAACAUCAAGCUCCACACCAUGAUGCGGCGGGCCAUCGAGCUGCAGAACUUUGGCUCGCACCGUCACUACCAGGAGGUGAACCUGACCACCACCGUGGACGAGGACCAGCUCUCGCCCUACAUGUGCGGUAUUGGUGCAUGCAACGCUAUUCAGAACAGCGGCCCCACCGAGCCCUGCAGCGAUGAUGCUAGCUCCUGUGCCAGUGUCUGUGGUGGCGGUGGUGGUGGAGGUGGAGGAGCUGGUGCGAUGGAUGAGCGCCUAAUCUGUGCCCUGCAAAAGGCCAUGCAGAAGAUGAAGGGCGCCUGUCCGGAGGACAAACGGAUGAUGCAGGAGAUCGCCGCUGCGAUCAUGGCGUGCAAGAACAAGCCCGUUUGCAGCCCCGGACCCUGUGGGUCGAAGCCUCCCUGCCCGGAGAGCAGCAGCAGCGUGUGCCCGGCCGCACCGCCCUGUCGUUCGGCGAAGCGUUCGCAUGGCCAUGCCCAUGCUCCCCCAUGUCCCCAGAAUUCAUCGGCGCCCUCCCACACCGAGUCGAUGGACAAGCUGAAGCAUCGCAUUGUGAAAAUGCAAUGUUCGGUAAAGAAGCUGCUGCACGAAGUGAGCCAGCGCGAAGCCCAGGAUCCGUGCGAUGAUCAAAGUGAGGAUGAGGAUCCUUGCUCCCGCCCAUGUCCGGUACGCCCACCCUGCCCUGAGGAUCCUGAUCCACUGGUCAUCUGCGGUGGGAAGCGCAACACCAAGGCGGACAAGUACGAGAAGAUGAAGGAGAACUAUACGCGCCUGCUGACCGAGUUCCAGCGCAAGGAUUGCCAGAUGAAGGAGAUGCAGAAGCGAAUGAAGGGCAUUUGUGGAAGCAGUCCAUCCAAAGGCGCCGACGGAGAUGCCGAUGCCGCCGAGCUGAAUCUGCUUCGUGCACGCGUCAAUGAACUGAAGGAGGAGCAGCAGGAGUUCAAGUGCAUCAUGAAGGAGCAGUCGCAGCAGUUGGAGGACUACCGCAAUAAGUAUCUGCUGGCCCAGCAGAAGGUCGAGGAGCAGUGCGUCUCGCUGGAGAAGCUCAACAUGAACAACAAGCGCAUCGAGCAACAGAUCAAUACGGAGGUGAAGGAGAUCCGGGCCAAGUUCCAGGAGAAGCUCAACGAGCUGCUGCACUUCCCCAAGCUGCUGGAGAACGAGCAGUUGAAGCUGGCCCAGAUUUGCAAGGAGAAGGACGAGAUGCAGGGCAAGCUGGUGGUCGUAUGCAAGGAGCUGAAGUCCUGCAAAGCCCAGUUGAGCUCCCCCACCUCGGUGGACGUUCGCCCACAGCUGGCCCAGUGCCAGCUGGAGCUCACCCAGGCCCGCAACGAACUGGAGGAGCUCCUCCGUCAGCGCGAUCUCUUCUGCGAGCAGCUCAAGGCCACCCAGGAUGACCUCGACACCCUGCGCACUGAGUCCGCCAAGAUCAUAGCCGGCACCAAGGAGCGCGCCGAACUAAUCAAAUCCCAGCAGCAGGAGCAGAUUAAUCGCCUCGAAAAGGAGCUGGCCCAGUGUCGUGCCACCGCCUCACUCUCGGUCAACGAUCGCGAGGCUGUCAUCCGGGAGAUGCAGGGUCAACUAAAUACACUCUCCUACAGCUUCGAUGCCGCCCAGAAGCAGAUCAAGACGCUACGCAAUCACAUUGCAUAUGUGUCAAAUGAGAACUGUUUCCCAGUCAAGUGUUAAGCCGCAUCCAAACCCAUUUCCCCAAGGCCAGAGAGCAGUGAAGUUGAGCGACGAUUUAUAAUUCAAAAUUGCUCUGUUAACCCAUACAUUUGAGACCAAGUCCUAGUAAAUUUAAUGCAAUUUUUCGGCCCGAUAUACGAGCACCCAAAAUGCAAUUUGCUUUUGGAGAGUGUGGGCUAUGGUUGCAGUGGGAGCACAAGAUAUUGGGGCAUGUAACUGUGUGCACCUGUACUCUCACUGUGUAUAAAUUUGUAAUCCAAAAGAUAUGAAAGCUGAGGUCUCUGAUAUGGAGGGUUCUUAUCUGCUAGGUACACAUAUAAUUUAGAUUGUGUAAUUUUUCGUUUUUGGCGCUCCAUAGGAAACAAAUAUAUAAUAUAUUGCUUUA